Messenger RNA from Impatiens glandulifera, 748 nucleotides. RefSeq names its product glutathione transferase GST 23-like. Gene Ontology annotation, biological process: glutathione metabolic process. NCBI's taxonomy places the organism in Eukaryota, Viridiplantae, Streptophyta, Magnoliopsida, Ericales, Balsaminaceae. The transcript is spliced from 2 exons. Bases 87 to 743 code for a protein of 218 amino acids. Gene Ontology annotation, cellular component: cytoplasm. Gene Ontology annotation, molecular function: glutathione transferase activity. The record is from RefSeq and is a predicted model, not a curated record.
UUUGUUUGUAUUCAACAUCAUCAUCAUCAUUAUAACAUUAGUCUGUGACAUUUGAUGAAGACUACUCAACCUUCAACUUCAAUCAAAUGGCUGAAAGAGAUUUGAAGCUUUUGGGGACAAAACUUAGCCCUUUCAGCCACAGGAUAGAGUGGGCAUUGAAGCUGAAAGGGAUUGAGUAUGACUUUGUGGCUGAGGAUCUCAAGAACAAAUCAUCUCUACUUCUCCAUCUCAAUCCUGUCUACAAGAAAGUCCCGACUCUCCUUCAUCGAGGAAAGCCCGUGUCUGAAUCGCGAAUCAUUCUCGAGUACAUCGAAGAUAUAUGGCCUCAUAAUCCCAUUUUCCCCCAAGAUCCUCUUCAAAAGGCCUAUAUGAGGUUUUGGGCAAAAUAUGUUGAUGACAAGUUAUUUGAUGCAUUGAGGAUGGCAUGUUACAAAUCAGGAGAUGAUCAAACAAAUGGAGUGUGUUUAGUUGUUGAGGUUUUGCAGAUUUUAGAAAAGGAGAAGGAAAGAACAAAAGGGAAUAAAUUCUUUGGUGGGGAAGCUAUAGGAUAUCUUGAUAUUGUCUUCGGUUGGAUAGGUUAUUGGUUAAGAUAUGCAACCGAAGCGGCUCAACUUGACCUAUUGAACUCUGAUCAAUAUCCGGAGCUCGUGUUAUGGAUCAACGAGUUUCUACAAGUUCCCAUCGUACAAGAGGUUAUUCCAACCCCUUCUGAGAUGCGUCGCAUUUGCAAUAACAAUAAUUAAAUAAA